This is a messenger RNA of Erigeron canadensis, 314 nucleotides long. RefSeq names its product ATP synthase subunit 9, mitochondrial. Gene Ontology annotation, molecular function: proton transmembrane transporter activity. The record is from RefSeq and is a predicted model, not a curated record. NCBI's taxonomy places the organism in Eukaryota, Viridiplantae, Streptophyta, Magnoliopsida, Asterales, Asteraceae. The transcript has a single exon. Gene Ontology annotation, biological process: proton transmembrane transport; proton motive force-driven ATP synthesis. Bases 24 to 284 code for a protein of 86 amino acids.
GUGAGGAGAAUGAUCAACUCGAUAUGUUAGAAGGUGCAAAACUAAUAGGGGCCGGAGCUGCUACAAUUGCUUCAGCGGGAGCUGCUAUCGGUAUUGGAAACGUCCUUAGUUCCUCGAUUCAUUCCGUGGCUCGGAAUCCAUCAUUGGCUAAACAAUCAUUUGGUUAUGCCAUUUUGGGCUUUGCUCUAACCGAAGCUAUUGCAUCGUUUGCCCCAAUGAUGGCCUUUCUGAUCUCAUCCGUAUUCCGAUCAAAGAAUCAAAGAAAGAAGGUUUCAGUUUCAUAAAGCAAGCACCUCUUUCCAGCCUUAGUCAAA